UGAGGGAUAGCUUCGCGGUAUCUUCGAUGGCGGAGACGACGGAAUUGAGAGUGUACAACACCAUGACUCAGCAGAAGGAGAUCUUCAAGCCCGUUGUCGAUGGCAAAGUCUCCAUGUACGUCUGCGGUGUCACCGCUUACGACCUCAGUCAUCUUGGCCACGCCCGCGCCGCCGUCUGCUUUGACGUCCUCUACCGUUUAGGAAAGAAUUUUUUAUUUUUUUUCAUUUUUAUAUUAAUUCCAGGUGCGGGUUUAGCGUAAAAGUAAGAGGUCUAUCUGGUGUGAUGAAAGUGUGUGACAAUUCAGAAUUCUGAAUUUAUCAUCUUUAGAGGAAAAAAAAUUUAGGGUUGGUUUGGCUGCGAAAUCGAGAUAUGUUUGUUGUUCUCGAGAACGGGAAAAUUUUGAGAAUAAUACCCAAAAAAAAAAAAAAACCUGUGAAGCUACAAGGUUUUUAAAGCUAUUUUUGAAAGCGGUUGUUCUUGUCUUUCAAUUGAAGACAUUUCUCAAAAAGUAAUUUUGAUUCCGCUGGCAAACAAGCCCUUAUAGACUUCUUGUAAUUGAUGCUUCAAUCUCAGGGUGAUGCGGGAUGAACCCUUGAAGAAGUUUGAUUUUGUCUUUGCAAUAUUAAUGAAGGGAUUGUUUUCCAAAUUGCGUCUUUGACAUACUCAUUGGCAUGCCUUAUAACAU
This is a messenger RNA of Vitis riparia (riverbank grape), 686 nucleotides long. Its product is annotated as cysteine--tRNA ligase 2, cytoplasmic-like. Lineage: Eukaryota; Viridiplantae; Streptophyta; Magnoliopsida; Vitales; Vitaceae. The transcript has 2 exons. Gene Ontology annotation, cellular component: cytoplasm. The record is from RefSeq and is a predicted model, not a curated record. Gene Ontology annotation, biological process: cysteinyl-tRNA aminoacylation. Gene Ontology annotation, molecular function: cysteine-tRNA ligase activity; ATP binding. Bases 27 to 260 code for a protein of 77 amino acids.